Molecule: messenger RNA, 1105 nt
Organism: Oryza brachyantha (malo sina)
Lineage: Eukaryota; Viridiplantae; Streptophyta; Magnoliopsida; Poales; Poaceae
Product: protein FAF-like, chloroplastic
Exons: 2
Coding region: 151-714 (187 amino acids)
Source: RefSeq, a predicted model, not a curated record
CGUACGUGCAAACAACGCCUCUCGCACGCGCGCGGCUGCUGCUGCUGCUGCUGCCUGCAGCGCGGCAUCUGAUUCUAGUAUAAGUUUGGUUUACGCAGCUCUCGCGCGCUUCGCUCGCUUCACCGGCCACCGCGUGCUUAUUCCUGCACGAUGGCCGCUACCACGACGUGCUGCCGGGGCCACGCUGCCGUCGGCAUGCCGCCGCCGCCGCUGUUCGAGCUCGACCUCGAACAGCGCCGCCGCUGCCCCGGCCUCGGCCUCUGCACCGAGGGCCUCGGCUCCGAGAGCUCCGAGAGCUCCGGCGGCGACGUCGACCUCGUUGGCGGCGCGGCCGACGACGGAGCCUCCGACGACACCGACGUCGUCGGAGACCACGCGCUGCCGUGCAAGCGGCAGCACCGCCUCGACGACGACGACGAUCAGACGGCGGCCGCGUGGCCCCUCCCGGCGUGGACGAGGAGGGCGUUCCCGCCGCCGAUAUCGGUGAUCGGCGCCGGCGGGAAGCCGUGGCUGUACCUCCGGCCGCACCGUGAGGACGGCCGGCUGGUGCUCCGGGAGGUCAGGAUCCCGUCGCGGGAGCUGCUCCAGGCGUGCCGCGAGGAAGGCCGCUUCAAGCUGCACUUCGCCCACCCGGAGGAACAGCAGCAGCAGCAAGAACAGCUAUUGCUAGCAGCAGAUGAUCCAGAUCCAGCAGAUGCGAUGCUCCAAGAAUAGAACAGGUUUCGGUUGCUACAGGAAUCAACAAAGCAGAAAUGAAGUGACCACCAAUUACAGUGUACAGAGUGGCAAUGGUGUCCGAGCAGGCAUGCAAUUAAGCACAGCUGAAAAUCACAUUAGAGACGGACCUUUCAAGGAAUCACAUGCUCAGUUCACAAGAACCCUGGGUUUAGUUAGUUGAUGGAAAAGGAGCAGAUAGCACGUGAAAGCUCACUGAUGCAUGGUUCUUCAAAGCCAUCACGGAUGCUGUACUGAAAUAAAAGAUCCUGAUUCUUCUAACUAUGAUCAUGUUCUUAAAUCCAAUAAUAAAAAAAAAAUCCAGCAGUACCACAAUAAGUGUAUAUGCAAACACUUUCAAAUCCAAUUAUUUCAAGAAACGCAGUUCGGA